AUGGAUUCCAACAAGUGUAAAAAAUUAAUUAAAAUUAUGGAAAAAGCUUGUAGAGUAAUUAAAACUCAUAACGAAGUUGAAGAAUGGAUUAAAUUCGGGAAAAAAAAUAUUAAAUUAUUAAAAAAGUUAUUGAAAGUCUGGACUUUGUCUCAUGGUCAAAAAAUUCAAAUUCAAACGACAAUAAUACAAUUGCAAUCAAUACUUGAACAAAUAAAAGAUAAAAAAAAAGCUGGCAUGGGUAUUGGUGGAGAUAAUAGAAAAUUAAAAGAUAGAGUAAAAUGGAUUGAUGUAGAGUCAAUAUUUCAAGGACGAAAUAAUUUAAAAGUUAAUGGUAUUUUGUCAUGUAAAUUUCAAGUUAUGAAAAAUAAUGAGAUUGUUGAGGAAACAAAAUAUUUUAAUACGAAAAAUGACAUUAUUUUACCAACAACUGAUUUAAACAAUUGGUUUGAUGAAAAAAUGACAGAUAAACUUCUUGUCAAGGUUGAAGAAUUUCAAGAAAGGGAUUCAGGAUGGACUAUGAAAGAGAUAAUCAAUUUAAACAUAAAUAUUAAUUUGUAUGAACCAAUUAGAGUAACAGCAGCAUUACAUCCAGCUCAAACAAAUAGUAAUCGUGUGAGCUCAUAUCCUCAUUUUAAAACAAUAUUAAAAUAUGAAGAUGAUAAUAAUGAUGAUAACGAUUAUGAUUAUGAUGAUAGUGAUAAUGAUAACGAUAUUUUUGAAAAUAACGAUGAUAAUGAAAUAGAAAAAACGCCAACAACUUUUCAUUUUGCUUGGAUUCGUAAUUUAUCGAGAUUAAUUAGUUCACAAAUAUCAAAAAACGAACAUAAAUUAUGGUUAUGUGACCGAUGUUUAUGUCAUUUUAAAACACAAAAAUCAUUUGAAAACCAUUCUGAUGAUUGUUUGAAUCAAAAUAAUGCUAGAAUGAUAAUGCCAGAUCAAGAAAACAAUAUUUUAAAAUUUAAAAAUUAUAAAUUUAAAGAGCCAGCACCUUUCUCAAUUUAUGCUGAUUUAGAAUGUAUACUCCAACCAGAAGCAAGUGAAAAAGAUCUACAUAUACCAUAUAGUGUUGGUUAUUAUUUUCAUUGUACAUAUGAUGAUUCACUUUCAAAAUUUGCAUAUAAUCGUAGUGAAAAGUGUAUAGAGUGGUUUGUUAAUGAACUUGAAAAAAUAACAAAACAAGUGAAUAACAUUUUGAAUAAUCCUCUUCCAAUGGAACAAUUGACUUUUCAACAAGAACGUGAGCUUCGUUUAUCUAAAAAAUGUCAUAUAUGUGAAAAGCCAUUGACUGAAAAUGACAAAAUCGUUAUUGAUCAUUCACAUAUGUCCGGUCGCAUACGUGGUUUGGCACAUUCAAAUUGCUCAAUAAAGCUGUUACCUAUAAAUAAAGAAAAAUAUGUUUCAUUCACUAAAGAAGUUAGGUAUAAAAAAUUGGAUGGUUCGGGAAGUAAUUGUAUACACUUAAGAUUUCUCGAUUCGUUUAAAUUUAUGCCUAGUAGCCUUGACAAGCUUGCAUCAUAUUUGGAAGAUUGUGAUAAAAAAAUAACUAGAAAAUAUUGUAAUAGUGAAGAAGAAUUUCAGUUACUCAAACGAAAAGGUGCUUAUCCUUAUGAAUAUACAGAUUCUUUUGAUAAAUUAAAUGAGACAUCUUUACCACCUAAAGAAAAUUUUUUUUCAAAAUUAAGUAAUGAAAAUAUUUCAGAUAGUGAUUAUGAGCAUGCAAUAAAAGUGUGGGACACAUUUAAUAUUAAAACAUUAGGUGAUUACAGUGAUAUUUAUUUGCAAGCUGAUGUGUUAUUAUUGGCUGAUGUUUUUGAAAAUUUUCGAAAAAAUUGUAUCUCAAAUUAUGGUUUGGAUCCUAUACACUACUAUACUAUCCCUGGCUAUUCAUUUGAUUGUAUGUUGAAAUGUACAGAAAUAGAAUUAGAACUCUUAACUGAUCCAGAAAAAUAUUUAUUCAUAGAAAAAGGAAUCAGAGGUGGAGUUGCACAAUGUACAAACAGGUAUGCUAAAGCAAAUAACAGAUACAUGCCUGACUUUGAUACUAAUAUCGAUGAAUCUUAUAUAAUGUAUUAUGAUAUUAAUAAUCUUUAUGGACAUUCAAUGAUGAAUUAUUUGCCUUAUGCAGGAUUUGAAUGGUAUGAUGAUAAAAAUAUUGAUGUAUUCAAAAUUGCAGAUGAUUCAGACAUUGGAUAUAUAUUAGAAGUAGAUUUAGAAUAUCCAGAGAGUUUAUUCGAUGACCAUCGUGACUUUCCACUUUGUCCUGAGCACCUUAUACCACCAAAUUCCAAACAAGUCAAACUAAUGACCACUUUAUAUCCAAAAAAAAAUUAUGUUAUUCAUUAUAGAAGUCUAAAACAAUAUUUAGGUCUAGGUAUGCAGCUAUCAAAAAUUCAUAGAAUAUUAAAGUUUAAGCAAUCACCUUGGUUAAAAAAAUAUAUAGAUUUCAAUACUCAAAAAAGACAGGAGUCAACUAACGCUUUUGGCGUUUUGAUAUUUAAAUUAUUAAAUAAUGUCAUAUAUGGUAAAGCUAUCGAAAAUUUACGUGGUAGAAGAGAUGUGAAAAUGAUAACAAAAUGGGAUGGACGAUAUGGAGCAAAAUCACUAAUAUCAAAACCAAAUUUUCAUAGUAGUAUGAUACUUGGAAAAGAUCUUGUUGUUAUUGAAAUGUCUAGAAAAACGUACGGAAAUUCAGCUAAACUUUUAUACAUGGAUACAGAUGCUUUAGCUUAUUUAUUCACAGUACCUGAUAUUUAUGAAUGUAUGAAAAAAAAUUUGGAAAAAUUUGAUACAGCUGAUUAUCCAGAAAAUAAUAUUUAUAACAUGCCUUUAGUAAAUAAACGAAAAAUCGGUGUUAUGAAAGACGAAAAUCAAGGCAAAAUUGUAACGGAAUUUGUUGGUUUGCGUGCAAAAGCUUACAGCAUGAAAAUAUUAAAUGAAGAUAAAAUUAUAAAAAAAGCAAAAGGAAAGUAA
Messenger RNA from Aphidius gifuensis, 2970 nucleotides. RefSeq lists its product as uncharacterized. Bases 1 to 2970 code for a protein of 989 amino acids. The record is from RefSeq and is a predicted model, not a curated record. The transcript has 7 exons. NCBI's taxonomy places the organism in Eukaryota, Metazoa, Arthropoda, Insecta, Hymenoptera, Braconidae.